Messenger RNA from Musca vetustissima, 2124 nucleotides. Its product is annotated as pyrethroid hydrolase Ces2e. Lineage: Eukaryota; Metazoa; Arthropoda; Insecta; Diptera; Muscidae. The transcript has 4 exons. Bases 1 to 2124 code for a protein of 707 amino acids. The record is from RefSeq and is a predicted model, not a curated record.
AUGAAUUCCAAAAUUCCACAGAAACUUGUCAAUGGAUUAUUUAGAUUUUAUGUGUGGCUACUGGUCAUUUUCUAUACUGGAACUGUGGCUCAGCAAACUCAUAUCAAAUUGAAACAGGGGACUUUGGUCGGGUUAAAAGUAUUUCCAGAUUCUGCUCGAUCGGCAGUUUAUGCGUUUCUUGGAGUACCCUAUGCCCAGGCGCCCAUUGGUGAACUGCGAUUUGCACCACCCAAACCGCACAUGGGCUGGAAUCGAACCCUACAAGCCAUGAGCAUGAAACCAAUAUGUCCACAAUUGUCGAAUACAAUAUACGAUGAAACUUCGGAAGAAUUAAUAGCGAGACCAGCUGAAACGAGUGAAGAUUGCUUGUAUUUAAAUAUUUGGGUAUCUGAGAAUGGUUUACGAUAUGGAAACUUACCAGUCUUGGUUAUACUUACCGGCGAAGAUAUGUCCUAUGAUUGGCCGAGAAAUAGAGUUACUGGUUUAGACAUUGCUGCCGAAGGUUUGGUCGUCAUUACCAUACAAUAUCGUACAAAUAUUUUCGGUUGGAUGAAUGCCGCCGAUAAUAGUGAACUCAGCGGAAACUACGGCCUUCAAGAUCAAAUACUGGCUUUAGAAUGGAUACAGGAGAAUGUUAAAAGCUUGGGUGGAAAUACCAAUCAAAUAACAUUAUUGGGUCAUGGAACAACAGGAGCUACAUGUGCCUUCCUGCAUUUCAUACUGGGACAACAAUCGUCCUAUUCUAACGCCAACCCUCUAUUCAAUCAGAUGCUACUAAUGUCCAGUGGAAACUUACAUAAACAAAUGGCAUCAGUUUCUUCUGUGCAGGAUGCAUCUAAAGCUCUCAUAGAAAAGUUGGGCUGUCAAUUUGAGGAAAACGGACGACAAGUGGUAUCAUGUCUGCGCUCAAAGAGUGUUAGUGAUUUGCUCAAUGCCUUCGAGAGUAUUUAUAAUCAUGGCAAUGGAACUCAUCAUCUGGCACCAAGUAUACAUUUUAAUUUUGAAGACAUACUAACAAACUCUAGCAUAAUGAAGAACUUCCCCAAUACCAUUAUGGGAAUUACAUCCAAUGAGGGCGCUUUCAUGCAGGAUUAUUGGCUAGAGUUGGCUCGAGAAAGUUAUGCCAGUUUGCGUAGCUACAUCAACAACACCUUAUUGCAAAAAGUCCUACCGCUUUACUCCAGCACUCAUAAUCAAAAUUAUGAAAAAUCUAUCGAAGCUUUAAAUUGGCGCUACUUUGGUAAUGGCCUCGAUGGUGAUCGGGUUCAACUACUCAGUUCAAUACAAAAAUUCAUAUCGGAAUAUGAAUUUGAAAUACCGUUUUAUCAUUUGCUAAAUCAAAUAACAAAUUCUUCUAUAUCGACCGACUUGUAUGCCUAUGUUUUCGACUUGGCCAAUUCUAUGGAUAUGCGGGGCAAAAUUAAUUUAUUCGGUGGAGCAUCUCACACAUCUGAUUUACCCUUAAUUUUUGGUCCUUCUCUGUUCCAGCAAAUCGCUCGAAGACGUUUUACCAUCGAUGAAGAGAAAAUGUUUCGUAAAAUGAGAACUCCAAUUAUAAGUUUCAUAAAAAGUGGUAGUCCCAACCCGGGUCGAACAUAUGAUGGCUGGCUACCAUAUACUCAACAAAAUAAAUUCAUUUAUAACUUGGGCGAAAUGUGGACAUCGCAGCAAGAUAAUACUUUGACUUUGGAUCCAAAAAAUACCCAACAAAUUGAACAACUGAUUGAUAGUGAAAAAACUAUUGUGGCGCGUCCACGACCAAAUCGCUACGAAUUCAGUAAUUCAUACCAAAUCCCUUCUGACAAACGUUCCACACCGAAUUCAACUAUGAAUUCGCAUUCAAAGCGCAAUACGGAAUAUGCGUUGCAUUUGAAGCGUGUCUAUGGAUAUUGGCAAGUGUUUUUGCCACAACUAUUUACCACGCCUAAUGGCCAAUACACCGAUGACAUUGUCACCCAACGUUUACUAUAUAUGGAAGCUUCGGCUGAUGCGGCCCGUUAUAAACACGGAUUCUUUGUAAUGCUUGGAUUAGUUGCUGUUCUCCUUAAUCUGUUGGGGCUUUGCAUUUAUUUAUUGCGUCGCGAUCCUUUGGAUCCGACACCUAACUGUGAUUGCGAUUUAUGA